CGAUGACGUCCAAAUGAGCGUUACCUGUUCAUCCUAGCCAACGUUGCGUACAUCGUUUUUAUUUUACAAGGAUUAUUUGAUAUAGGAUCGCUGGGUUUCCGCUUGUUGUGCCACAGUUGUUCGGUCUUUGGUCUGUAACGGUUCUACUUUUGUUCUCUCCCUGAGCGGGAUCCCAGAGAGCAGAGAUGUAUAACGGUAUCGGUUUGACCACGCCGCGAGGCAGUGGCACGAAUGGCUACGUUCAGCGGAACCUGUCCAGCGUACGCGUGAAAAGGAACAGGGAUGAGCGCGGAGGAGAGCGGGAUGAGAAAGACAGAGAGAGACUGGAGAGCCAGCUGAACAGACAACCUAACGCUGAUAUCCUAGAGCACCAGAGGAAGAGACAGCUGGAGGUGAAAUGUGCGGAGCUGCAGGACAUGAUGGAGGAGCAGGGGUACUCUGCAGAGGAGAUCGAAGAGAAAGUCAACACCUUCCGUUUGAUGCUGCAAGAAAGACAAGAACCUGCCCCUCCUCCAACAGAGAGGCCAGCUGUGACCGAGACUCAUGCACUGGCAGCUGCUAACCAGCAAAAAAAUGACCGUCUGAGAGAAGCUUUCGGUAUCAGCUCUGACUACGUUGACGGCUCAUCCUUUCAUCCUGACCGGAAGGAGCGAGAGAAGGAGAAGAGGGAGCAGGAGAGGCUGGAAAGAGAGAAGCAGCAGCAGCAGAAGUACCAGAUUAUUGAGUCUGAUAACUCCGAUUCAUCUCCUGAGCGAAAAAAGAGCCAGAAGAAAAAGAAAAAGAAAAGCAGAGAAAGCUCUGAGAGCCCCUCACCCUCUCCUCGACGAGAGAAGAAAAAGGAAAAGAAGAAAAAGAAAAGGGAGGAAUCGGUGAAGAGUGACACAGAGAGUUCAUCAGAUGACAGAGAAACAACCAAAAGAAAGAGAAAAAGGAGUGACAAUGAAACUCCACCUCCCAGUAAGAGCCGAAAACGGCAGAGUGCAUCCUCCAGCCCAGCUCGCAGCCUAUCCCCUCAAAGAGGGAAACAACCGAAUAAAUCAGAUUCUCAUCCAGAUGAGGGGAAGAAAGGGAGAUCCCCUGACAGAAGGCUUUGUGGCCGUAGUGAGGAAAAUCCAAAAAGGAUGGAAGUCAGAGAGAGGUCACCAAGACGCUCAAGAACGCCUGAGCACAGCAGAAGAGACAAAGGCCGAGAACGUGAGAGAGAAGUGCAAGAAAAACCUCAGAGAAGACGACAGGACUCCUCAUCGCCAUCUCCACCACCAAAGCAGCAGCGGGACAGACGACCACGGAGUGAAGAGAGAGAGAAACCCCCUCAGACAAGAAGACAUGACUCUUCACCAUCUCCACCAAGCAAGCAGCAGCAGCGAGAGCGGCGACAGCGGAGCGAAGAGAAAGAGAAACCCGCUCAGUGGAAAAGACAAAUCUCUUUGUCUCGCUCUCCGUCUCCUAAGCAGCAGAAAGACAAGAACCGAGGGGACGAUGAGAGAAAGAACAAAGGUCAAAGAAGACAUGACUCAUCCUCAUCCCCAUCUCCUUCACCACGUAAAGACAGAACAAGAAGAGGACACAGUGGAGAGAAAGAGAGAGGAGUUUCCCCCAGGGACAGGGAAAAGGAGAGAUAUGGAGACCGAGUGAGAGACAGACAGAGGAAUAGCGAUAGAGAUACAAUCCCAUCUAGUAGAAAAGAUGACAGAGGACGGGAGAGUGAUAAAGGGAUGGAGCGAGACCGAAACCGAUCUAAUGACUCCAUGUCUCCUGCUAAGCGUUCACCUUAUGCAAACGGAAGGCAAAAAGAACAAGAUCGUGAACUGGAGAAGGAACGAGAAGAACAGCGAGAGAAGGACAGAAGGAGGGAGAAGGAGAUGAAAGAAGAGGCUCUGAGAAAAGCCAGAGAGAGUGACAGAGAAAAGGAGAGAAACCACACCAGAAGAGCAGAAGUGUCUCGAUCAGACAGGAAGGCCUCCUCUAGCGGUCAGCCUGAGGACAGGCGAGGUGCCAGAGGAAGUGAGAUGGAGCAAGAGGUGGCCAAGAAAGACAGGAGAAUGGAGGAGGACAAGAGACCGGAGAAGAGUCCCCAGAAGGAGGAGAAACCGAUGCAAAUGGAAAAGCCCGGGAAGAAAGACAAAGGGAAAGCUGCGAGCAGCAGUAGUAGUAGUAGUAGUAGCAGCAGCAGCAGUAGCAGCGAGAGUGACAGUGACAGCUCCUCAUCGUCAUCUUCAUCCUCCUCCUCUUCUUCAUCCUCUUCAUCCUCGGAAGAUGAAAUGAAGAAGAAGAAAAGUUCAAAAGACAGCAGUGCUGCUGGUAGGUCAGUUCCUAAUGCUGUCAUAGCUCAGGCUAUUGCACGCCGAGAGAAGGAGAACCGAGGAAGGGAUGGAGAGAGUGGUGAAGGCAGAAAGAUGUACCCUCCCACACAAAGACAGAGCUCACUUCCUGAGUCCCAAAGAAAAAGGGACGAUGUUGAUAAGAGACAGCGAGACAUGGAGAGAGAGCGGAGACCUGGCCAUUCCUCGUCUCCUUCCACAGGAGCCAAAGACCGGGAACGUGGAAAAGAGAGGUACACCCCCACUGAGAGUUCAAGCCCACCUCCUUCGCCCCCUCAGAGAGGCCGGGACAGUGGAGUCCCAAGUGGGGACAGGUACACACCUUCAGAAGAAACCAAAUCUCAGAGCAGAGAUCGAAGAGGCGAGCGAUAUACCCCAUCAGAGCUGGAACGAGAGUCUUCACAUCCCUCACUUGGCAGAGGAAGAGAUCGACAGAGUGACCGAAAGAAAGACGCGUCACCUUUAUCUCCAAGGGGAAAAGGAAGGAACGACGUGCCACGGGUCAAACAGAUGGCUUCUCGGCCUUCACCGAAACGCACUCCACCACGACAGUACCAGGACCCACAACGCUCACGUUCUCCCAGUCCGAGACGAGGAGUGAGGAGACCAUCGCCUUCACGAAACUCAUCCCCUUCCCGACGGGACCACAGCCGGGAACGCCUCAGAGAGCGAGAGAGGGACCGAUUUAGGGCAAGGCCAGCGGACCGAGAUCGAGAGCGUUCCAGGGAGAGGAGAACAAGGAGCAGCAGAUCUAGGAGUCCCCGAAGACCAAGUCCUCCUUACAGGUAUCGUCAUUCACCCUCUCCUGUUCGUCGGCGCAGAAGUCGUUCACUAUCAAGAGAAAGAGAAAGGGAGAGAGAGCAGGAGAGGAGGAGGAAUCAAGAGCGAGAUAGACAACGUGAACAGGAGAAAGAACGAGAGCGAGAACAGAGAACAAGGGCGCCACCCAAAGAUCCCACUCCUCCACGGCGCUCUUCAUCAUCAUCUUCUUCCUCCAGUUCGUCCUCUUCAACCUCGCCCUCUCCUCAAAGACAGAUGAAGGGUGUGAAGUCUACAGAUGCAGAUAAAGACGGAUCAAGGGAAAUUGUUGAACAGACAAAAAAUAAGCAACCAGAAAGGAACUCUAAACAUCUGUCUCCCUCCCCUCCUAAAGAGACCCAUCUCCCUUCCAACCAACCGCAUCAUCGCUCUCGCUCCUGUGAACGUCCUGCCUGUUCUAGAUCACCAACGACCAACCAGUCACAAAGCAGGGAUCCACCUGGUGACCGAUUAAGAGGCCAGCCCCCAUCAUCUGUCCAUGAGCGGCACCACAAACCGUCAACGAUAGGAAAGACUUCUUUGAAUGGGAAACCAGAGAAGGAGAGCUCUGGCCAACAGCAGAAGAGAAGCAGCUCGAGUUCUUCAUCUUCCUCAUCAUCAUCAUCGUCAUCCUCUUCCUCAUCUUCAUCCUCAUCAUCAUCCUCAUCAGACAGCUCAGACUCUGAGACAGAGAAAACAAAAGGAGGUGUUAAAGCAAAUACAAAUAGAGAUGCUGGCAAGAUGGCGAAAAACAGAGCUUCUUCGUCGUCAUCCUCCUCAUCAGAAAGUGAACAAGAAGAUAAGACAAAAAGUCCACCACGGCCCAAGAGAGUGCCAGCAGACUCGCUGAGAGACUCUAGGUCACUCAGUUACUCCCCUCCAGCAAGGCAACGAAGACCUGCACAUUCUCUACCCUCUCGACGCAGUGCAAGCAGGAAGUCGAGAAGCAGAUCUCCAGACAGUCGACGGAGGAAAUAAGUGAAACCUUUUUUGUUUCCUGACCCUCACUGGACUGAAUCAUCUCAGUAUCACAUGGAUGAGACUAAAAAUGUGACUAGUUGUAAUGGUGAUAUUUUCACCAUUAGUAAAGGAAGGUCUCUAAAAACAUGGUUCUUUGUAACUCAUCCCAAAAGGGAAGAUUUAUUAUUACUUUUAUUAUGAUAUCAUUAAUGUUUAAAGAGAGGCCAGCUGAGACACUGAAGCUCAACAACUAUUGCUCUGUGCCAACAUAUGCUGGACGCUAUUUGUAUACACACAUUCACACACACAAACAAAAAUAUAACACAUGUCCAGUGGUUUUCUGUCUGCUACGUUGUUCUGAAUGUAGAUGAAUGUCUGUAAUUUGGUGAUCAGAAUGGACUAUAUUAUUUUCCUGCAUAUGUAAACGGAGUCUGUUCCUUUUUGUUUAUUUGUGG
Sinocyclocheilus rhinocerous is the source of this 4534-nucleotide messenger RNA. RefSeq names its product serine/arginine repetitive matrix protein 2-like. The transcript has 14 exons. Gene Ontology annotation, cellular component: nucleus. The record is from RefSeq and is a predicted model, not a curated record. Lineage: Eukaryota; Metazoa; Chordata; Actinopteri; Cypriniformes; Cyprinidae. The coding region runs from base 186 to 4097 and encodes 1303 amino acids.